UUGUGGAUCCGGUUUGGAGCACACUCGUCGUUGAAGAAGCGAUGGCUAGCGCCAAUAUUAAACAAGGGUCUAAAAUUAUUCCCAAAGGGUCGGGGGGAGGCACGGGGGCGGCGGGGGCUCCCGGUGUACCCCCGGUAAUGCCCCUCGCUUCUCCACUCAUGGGGAAAAAGAAGAAGCCGUUCCUGGGGAUGCCCGCUCCGCUGGGCUACGUCCCAGGUCUCGGUAGAGGUGCAACUGGUUUCACCACCCGAUCUGAUAUUGGUCCCGCUCGUGAUGCCAAUGAUCCAGUGGAUGAUCGGCAUGCGCCCCCAGGGAAGAGGACGGUUGGGGACCAAAUGAAAAAGAACCAGGAAGAAGAUGAGGAAGAUCUGAACGACACCAACUAUGAUGAGUUCAAUGGAUAUGCGGGUAGCUUGUUUUCCAGUGGGCCCUAUGAAAAAGACGACGAAGAAGCAGAUGCUAUAUAUGCAGCUCUAGACAAGAGGAUGGAUGAAAGACGCAAAGAAAGAAGGGAGCUGAGAGAAAAGGAAGAAAUCGAGAAAUAUCGUAUGGAGCGACCUAAAAUUCAGCAGCAGUUUUCAGAUCUAAAGAGAAAGCUGGCAGAGGUGUCAGAAGAGGAGUGGCUUAGCAUACCUGAGGUUGGAGAUGCAAGGAACAAGCGCCAGAGGAAUCCCCGCCAUGAAAAACUCACCCCUGUCCCCGACAGCUUCUUCUCCAAACACCUGCAGACCGGAGAGAACCACACAAGUGUUGACCCUCUGCAGGGGCUGGGAGGUCUGAACACCCCUUAUCCAGGAAGUAUGACCCCUGGUCUGAUGACGCCAGGGACAGGAGAGCUGGACAUGAGGAAAAUUGGUCAGGCCAGAAACACACUCAUGGAUAUGAGGCUGAGUCAGGUGUCUGACUCAGUGAGUGGACAGACAGUGGUGGAUCCUAAGGGUUACCUGACGGAUCUUAACUCCAUGAUCCCCACACAUGGAGGGGACAUCAGUGACAUCAAGAAAGCUCGUCUGCUGCUGAAAUCGGUGAGAGAGACCAAUCCCCAUCACCCACCUGCCUGGAUUGCCUCUGCCAGGCUGGAGGAGGUGACUGGCAAACUUCAGGUGGCAAGGAACCUGAUCAUGAAAGGCACAGAGAUGUGUCCUAAGAGUGAGGAUGUUUGGCUGGAGGCUGCCCGGCUCCAGCCUGGUGACACAGCCAAAGCCGUGGUAGCCCAGGCAGUCCGCCACCUGCCAGGGUCUGUACGCAUCUACAUCAGAGCCGCGGAGCUGGAGACAGAUGUCAGGGCCAAGAAACGAGUCCUCAGGAAAGCCCUGGAGAAUGUGUCGAAGUCGGUUCGACUGUGGAAGACGGCAGUUGAGCUGGAGGAACCAGAAGAUGCCAGGAUCAUGCUAAGCAGAGCUGUGGAGUGUUGCCCUACUAGUGUGGAGCUGUGGCUGGCGCUGGCCCGGUUAGAAACGUAUGAGAACGCCCGUCGUGUCCUCAACAAAGCUCGAGAGAACAUUCCCACUGAUCGGCACAUCUGGAUCACUGCCGCCAAGUUGGAGGAGGCCAAUGGCAACACCCAGAUGGUGGACAAGAUCAUCGACAGAGCCAUCACCUCUCUACACGCCAACGGUGUGGAGAUCAACAGAGAGCAGUGGAUACAGGAUGCAGAGGAAUGUGAUAAGGCAGGCAGCGUGGCUACCUGCCAGGCCGUGAUUCGAGCCGUCAUUGGGAUUGGGAUUGAGGAGGAGGACUGUAAACACACCUGGAUGGAGGAUUCAGAGAGUUGUGUGGCCCAUGGCGCGCUGGAGUGUGCGAGGGCCAUCUAUGCCCACGCCCUGCAGAUGUUCCCCAGUAAAAAAAGUGUCUGGCUCAGAGCUGCUUACUUUGAGAAGAGCCAUGGCACCAGGGAGUCUUUGGAGGCCUUGCUCCAGCGAGCUGUGGCUCACUGUCCCAAGGCAGAGGUCCUGUGGCUGAUGGGGGCCAAGUCCAAGUGGCUGGCUGAGGAUGUGCCUGCAGCCAGAAGCAUCCUGGCUCUGGCCUUCCAGGCUAACCCUAACAGUGAAGAGAUCUGGCUUGCUGCUGUCAAACUGGAGUCUGAGAAUAAUGAGUAUGAAAGAGCUCGUCGACUGCUGGCCAAGGCCCGCAGCAGCGCCCCGACAGCCAGGGUAUUUAUGAAAUCUGUGAAGUUGGAGUGGGUGUUGGGAAACAUUGAGGCUGCCCAGGAACUGUGCACUGAGGCCCUGAAACACUACGAGGACUUUCCAAAACUUUGGAUGAUGAGAGGCCAGAUAGAGGAGCAGUGUGAAAACAUGGACAAGGCCAGAGAGGCCUACAACCAAGGGUUGAAGAAGUGUCCCCACUCGGGGGCCCUGUGGUUGUUGCUGUCUCAUCUUGAAGAGAGAGUGGGACAGUUGACCAGAGCCAGAGCGAUCCUGGAGAAGGCGCGACUCAAGAACCCACAGAGCCCUGAGCUAUGGCUGGAGUCGGUGAGACUGGAGUUCAGGGCCGGACUGAAAAACAUCUCCAACACGCUGAUGGCCAAAGCCCUGCAGGAGUGCCCCAACUCAGGUAUCCUGUGGGCUGAGGCUGUGUUUUUGGAGGCCAGGCCCCAACGGAAGACUAAGAGUGUGGACGCUCUGAAGAAAUGUGAACACGAUCCCCACGUCUUGCUCGCUGUAGCCAAAUUGUUUUGGAGCGAGCGUAAGAUCACCAAAGCCAGAGAGUGGUUCCUCAGGACAGUGAAGAUUGAGCCGGAUCUGGGCGAUGCCUGGGCCCUCUUCUACAAGUUUGAGCUGCAACAUGGCACAGAAGAGCAGCAGGAAGAGGUGCGCAAGCGCUGUGAGAACGCGGAGCCGCGCCAUGGAGAGCUGUGGUGUGCCGAGUCCAAACACGUCCUGAAUUGGCAGCUGAAGACGGGAGAGAUCUUAACGACUGUGGCCGGCAAGAUCAAGAACACAUUCUGAGACAUCGGGGGGACAUUUGGACUGAAAACCACCUGGAGCACUCUGGCAGUCACAAGUGUAGCAGGGUAAUCGGCCACGGACAAGCUCAACCUGCCCACCUCUGGAACUAAGUACUGACACCUGUCCCCUUCGACUCUCUUCAUGUUGUAUUGUUUUACCAUAUUAAAUCAUAGUUGCUGUUCUAACCAACAGAAAAUCCUGGGUUAAUGACGUCAAAGUGGAAAAAAACCCCACAUGCAACCUAUGGUAACUCAUGAUUGGCUGCAACAGUAAUGAUUUAAUAUGAUUUAAAAGUUAACCUCCCUACAUUUUUUAUUUUUACAACAUUUUGAUGAAUUUGUUUUCACUUUGAUAUGCCUCUGUUUUUUCUGCUGCUUGGUGUACACGAGUCACAUUUCAGUAACUGUUGUUUGAAGAAUGUGAAAGAAUAAACACGUGGGAAUGAAAAUGAAUCAUUUGGGUCGAGAGAGAGAAAUACACCAAACACACACACAGGUUGAUGCUUGAGCCGGGGGACUGUAGGCUUCAAGUGGUCAGUUGUUAUUGUCUCAAAUUGUCUUUAGUUAAAAAUGCUUGUCUGUUCAAUACGAUGUGACUGUGUAUAUAAAAACGUCUGGCAGUGAUCUCGUGGUAGUCAUGAGUUAUGAUCUGCUCUUUUCUUUUUUUACACAGCUUGCUUGAAAUACAUGUUUAAAAAUACUUUGCAGGAAUUCAAUAAACAAAGUUUAUUGCACCAGU
Scophthalmus maximus (turbot) is the source of this 3689-nucleotide messenger RNA. RefSeq names its product PRP6 pre-mRNA processing factor 6 homolog (S. cerevisiae) (gene prpf6). Gene Ontology annotation, molecular function: protein binding. The coding region runs from base 42 to 2951 and encodes 969 amino acids. Lineage: Eukaryota; Metazoa; Chordata; Actinopteri; Pleuronectiformes; Scophthalmidae. Gene Ontology annotation, biological process: mRNA splicing, via spliceosome; spliceosomal tri-snRNP complex assembly. The transcript has 21 exons. Gene Ontology annotation, cellular component: U4/U6 x U5 tri-snRNP complex; catalytic step 2 spliceosome. The record is from RefSeq and is a predicted model, not a curated record.